GAUGAUGAAGACGAUGUCGGCAAGACGUGAGAAGGCUGGGAGACCAUCUCGAUGGAUGGUCAUAUCGUUGGAAUCCGCACUUCGACUAUUGAUGAGAAAUGCCAAGUGUUCGACACACUCAUUGUCUAUUGCGCGACACUUGGCGGCCGAUUUGCACCUUAUCUUGCCCAGAGUUUGGAGCUCUCCCUCUAUUACAGUGGGAUUGCCUCAUGGGGCUGGUUUCACAAUUACCAUUACGCACCACGGAUAUCUGAUUUAUGCGGCCUUGGCGACAUGUUGUUCGCAUUUGAGCUGGGUAAAUAUCUGCCUUUCAAACAACUGAUGGGCGUCCUCCCACCCGCAAGCAUGGAUCACAUUUCGUUAGCAUAUCAAGAUCUAAUGUACGACGCAAAUUCACCGAUAUUGGAUUUCUACCCCCUCAAAUUCGAGCAAGACCUAAAUGAGAAGAAGCAAGAAUGGGAAGCAAUUGUUAAGAUUCCCUUCAUUGAUGAGCAGCGGCUGUUACAAGCAAUGCAUUGUCCUGACGUCGAUGUCCUAGUGCACGUCCGUCCGCUAAAAGGUGCAUACUGGUAUUUUAUCAAUGUUCGUUUUUACACAUUCAUGCAGGGGGUCCGAGAUCUCGAGCCAGUUUCUCUCUUCUUGGACAACUCCACUGGCUCACGUCUCACGAUGCCGCCACGCUUGUUGGAGCGCGAGAAUUGA
Molecule: messenger RNA, 702 nt
Organism: Suillus fuscotomentosus
Lineage: Eukaryota; Fungi; Basidiomycota; Agaricomycetes; Boletales; Suillaceae
Exons: 5
Coding region: 52-702 (216 amino acids)
Biological process (GO): rRNA catabolic process; nuclear-transcribed mRNA catabolic process
Cellular component (GO): nucleus
Molecular function (GO): 5'-3' RNA exonuclease activity; RNA binding
Source: RefSeq, a predicted model, not a curated record